Nicotiana attenuata is the source of this 1895-nucleotide messenger RNA. Its product is annotated as probable glycosyltransferase At5g03795. Gene Ontology annotation, molecular function: glycosyltransferase activity. The transcript has 6 exons. The record is from RefSeq and is a predicted model, not a curated record. Lineage: Eukaryota; Viridiplantae; Streptophyta; Magnoliopsida; Solanales; Solanaceae. Bases 1 to 1644 code for a protein of 547 amino acids.
AUGGUCACCAUAGAAUCAGAAGCAAGAACGGCUGAAGCCUCUUCUCCACCCUUGCUUUGGUCGGUGAGAAUCUCAGUCGAUAGAGAUGAAGGAGUAUCGAUUUUUGGGGUUUCUAAGGUCUCACCAUUUGGAGUGAGAGAGAGGUCUGAGAUAGUCGCAUUAGAACUGGAGGGUGUGUGGAAAUCUGGUUUAGAGGUGUUUUCAGUGGUUGAGACUGGAAUGGUAACAGAUGGUUCAUCAGGGAAUGAAGGCUCAAAGGUUUUCUCUGGGUUGAUUUCUACUAAAGAAGGGAUUAUCGAGUCUGANGUUGGCCUACCUGAGCCUCCAUCUUUUACUUCUCCUUUCAACAACUCAUUGGUAGCUGAAGACUCAAGUCCUCAUCAACCUCCCCAAGAAGGAGAAGAAGAGAUUGAGAAGUAUGAAAUAUCAAAUGAAGAAGAAGAACAUGGUAAUAAUGCAACUGCAGGGGUACUUAAAAUGUACAGCAAGUUAGAAAGGGUUGAAGCCAUUUUGGCACAAGCCAGGUCUUCCAUAAGAGAAGCUGCUCGAAAUGGGAGUAUGAUAUCUAACCAUCAUGACCCUGAUUAUGUUCCUCAAGGCCCCAUGUACCAUAACGCAAAUUCCUUCCACAGGAGCUAUCUUGAAAUGGAGAAGAAGUUCAAGGCAUAUGUGUAUGAGGAAGGAGAACCUCCAAUAUUCCAUAAUGGUCCAUGUAGGAGCAUAUAUUCAACAGAAGGAAGGUUUAUACAUGAAAUGGAAAAGGGAAAUUUCUACAGAACUAAAGAUCCAGAUGAGGCUAUGGUGUAUUUUCUGCCAUUUAGUGUAGUUGUGAUGGUUCAUUACCUCUAUGUCCCUGGUGCCCAUGAUAUGCAUAACAUUGGCAGAACUGUUGCUGAUUAUGUUAAAGUCAUUUCUGCAAGACAUACCUUUUGGAACAGAAGUCUUGGUGCUGAUCACUUCAUGCUUUCCUGUCAUGACUGGGGGCCACAUUCGACUUCAUACGUUCCACAUCUCUUCAACAACUCCAUAAGAGUUCUGUGCAAUGCCAAUACCUCAGAAGGUUUUAAUCCUAUAAAAGAUGUAUCUCUACCGGAAAUCCAUCUCAAGACGGGCGAUAUCAAGGGACUCAUCGGAGGUCCCUCACCAUCAACAAGAUCAAUUCUUGCAUUCUUCGCGGGUGGUUUACAUGGUAACAUUAGACACCAUCUGCUAGAACAAUGGAAAGGGAAAGACGAAGAUGUGUUAGUUUACGAAAAACUUCCAAGAGGCAAAUCUUAUGAAUCCAUGUUAAAGAACAGCAAGUUUUGUUUGUGCCCAAGUGGAUAUGAAGUUGCAAGUCCAAGAGUUGUGGAAGCAAUAUAUGCAGAAUGUAUUCCUGUCUUGAUUUCAGAUAGUUAUGUGCCACCAUUUAGUGAUGUUCUGAAUUGGAAAUCAUUUUCUGUGACAGUGGCUGUGAAAGACAUACCAAAUAUCAAGAAGAUAUUAAUGAGCAUUUCACAGAGUCAGUACUUGAGAAUGCAUAGGAGAGUGAAGCAAGUUCAGAGGCAUUUUGUGAUUAAUGGACCACCCAAAAGAUUUGAUCUUUUCCACAUGAUUGUUCACUCCAUUUGGCUAAGAAGAUUGAAUAUUAGAGUUCAUGAAUAGGAUUUACUAUACUUAUAUUUUGGACAAGUUAAAGAGAGGGGAACCUUCAGCAGUUGAAUGGAAAUCCAGUUCAACUGAACUACUAGUAUAUCCAAAUGGAACAAACAUCUAUUUUUCUUUUUUUUAUUGUUUUCUUCUUUUUUGUUUUUAUUAUUUUCUGACAGAAGUUUCUUGAAUUUUGCUGUUACAUCUUGUAAAGAAUUUUUUUCCAGUUUUGAAAUCAAUGUUACUUGUAAGUCAUUUUCUGUUUC